CGUUGUUUCGCGGGGAUUAUGCUACUAUUCUCGGGUUUGAAAGGGAGAGAGCAGCGCGGCACUAGAGAAGCCGGAGGUUAAUCACGUUUUCAGCACCGAGACAGCUCCUUGUGGAAGAGGUCUAUAUUCGGCAGCAAGGAGUCCCUUCUGCGAUCGCGGGGGAAGCCCUCAACCCUCACUAGCACAUUUGGAGCGGUGUAGCCAACAACACACACAAUGUCCUGACCUUUCUACCUCCACUCUCCAACGAUGCCGGUUAUUUGGUGGUCAGUCAGGGACACUUAAUAUAAUCUUGCUGAACGACGAUGGUGCUUGCAUUUCGGCUCCAGUCUUUUCGUUUUGCACAGGAUUCUAAGCAGCAGCAGCAGGGGUGCUUGUCCAAUGUAAAAGUGCUAAGGAAGGCAGCAGCCUACACAUCGCCACGAGCUUGGAGCACGAGCCUCACUCACGCUGAUCAUCACAGAGGGAGACAUCACGAGCACGCGGCCAACGGGAGGCUCGAUUAGACUGUCAACAAUGUAAAUCAAGACAGGUUCAACAUGAGUUCAGCAGAGUCUAUCUGGUGUGGUGAUCUCAGAAGCUAAGAGAGGCAUAGCCUGACUGAGAACUGAGUGAAGAUCAUAGCCUCCUCCUCUUCCUCUCUCCAUCACCAUCCACCAACAUGGCUAACCCUCAUGACGUGGUGGAGCAGCAGGCUGGAGGCCUAUCAGACCUGGAGAUCAUCUCCCAGCCAGACCCAGUGGAGGAGCAUGGUGUGCAGGAGAUGGACCCUUCCUGCACGCCUCCUGUCCAGCUGGUCAGCUUCGGCUACAGGGACCUUCCUCUGGCCCACCUGGACCUCUCCCUGGCCGGAUCACAGCUCCUCUCUAACCUGGAUGAGGACGACAACAGGGAAGGGUCUAACUGGUUGAAGCCGUGCUGUGGGCGGAGGAUAGCCCCGUGGCAGGUGUGUCUGCUCAGUGCAGGCUUCAACUGUUUCCUGGUGGCCCUGGUCAUCCUGGUGGUGGUCUUCUUGACCCUGGAACUCCUCAUAGACACCAAGCAUCUACAAUUUGCCAAUGCUAUUCAAUUUGCCAGCGUCAUCCAUUGGAUCAGCCUUGCCAUCCUUUCACUCUUCUUCACUGAGACAGUCUUCAGGAUUGUAGUCCUUGGGAUUUGGGACUACAUUGAGAACAAAGUAGAGGUGUUUGACGGGGCAGUCAUCGUGUUGUCCCUGGCCCCUAUGGUAGCCUCCACGGUAGCCAACGGCCCCAGCAGUCCCUGGGACGCCAUCAGCCUCAUCAUCACCCUGCGCAUCUGGAGAGUCAAGAGAAUCAUCGACGCCUAUGUGUUGCAGGUGAAGGUGGAGAUGGAGCUGGAGAUCCUGCAGUGUGAGAAGAUCAAGGCUGUCAGGGAGGAGCAGCUGGAACGACUCACACAGAUCUGCCAGGAGCAGGCAUUUGAGAUCAGACAGCUCCGGGCCCACCUGGCCCAGCAGGACUUGGACCUGGCUGCAGAGCAGGAGGCUGCUAUGCAGAUCCACCAUGUGUGGAGCAAGCAGAGGAGCAGCUACCAGGUGGUGGAGAGCCAGGGCCCUGGGGAGUCUGACGAUGAGAGACAUGGAGUCCUCAGGGAGACCCCAGCAGAUCCUGUUGUCCAUCAUGACGACAUGAACAACUAUAUCAGCCAGUACUACAAUGAACAGAGUACUGACAUGGGGGGUCCUCGUGUCAUCACCACGUCAGCCAUCGAUGUCCACCUCCCCACGACCCAUUACCCCGCCCACAACAACCCUCUGCUGGGCGUGGAGCAAAUGAGUAGAGCUGUGAGUGACACUUCCACCAGCGUAUCACUGUCCAGUGGCAGUCUGACGGCCCGCCCCCAUAGCCUGAGCAGCCACACCCUGCGCUCGUCUACUACGGACUGCAGCAGCAACGCCACGGCCAGGGACUACCACACCCAGGCUAGGAACUACAAUGGCCAGCGCUGCUUCCCCCUGCCCUACUGCAGCCCUCUGGGCCUGGGUCUGCCUCCCCUUCCACAGGACCCCAGCGUGGUAGUCCAGGAGCUGCUUUCCUCCCUGUCUGAGGAUUCCUGUCUGGCCCAGAAAGGCCUGGUGGACCCAGUUAACCUGAAGCUUCCCAGUCCUGCCACCUCAGCCAAGGCCAGCCCAGAGCUGGAGCACAGAAUCAACAUCUACAACUGGAAGAAUCAGGAGGAGAACCAGUACCAGAGCCGGGGCCAGAGACAGGGCCGAGCCGCAGCCACUGUGCUCCUACAGACUAAGCCUCUCAUCCACCUGCAGGGCGGCACUCCUGAGUCCUCUUUGGAGGAGAAGUAUAGGCUACUGGGCCCUGCUGAUGGUCCACUGGGCCGUCUGCCUGACACAUAGGGUUGAUUCACACCACUGAGCUGAGCCAAGCCGAACCGAGCUGCAUUGUGCUGGCCUGGUUAUGCAUCCACCAUAGUUGUUUGAACCGUGCUGGAAAGGACAUGUGAAAAGAAUAUGUCAGAGUCAGCACUGGUUGGCUCGGGUCGGCACAACAGUGUCAAAAGGGCAAUAGGCCAUCCCAGAGGACAAAGCAUACAGCUCAAGACAGAACUGACUGACCUGGCUUCUCCAAAUCCUCAUGCUUCAAACAAAGUCAGAGCCUGGUCCAAGAUCAAACCUGGCGUUACAAAGACCAUCUGUUAGCAAGACAGCACAAACACAUCUGGGGCUAGGCUACCGCUCUCAUGUUAGUCUUCCCUUCUCAGUGGGGCUCCGGACAGAGACAGACAGAUCUGGGCCUAGGCUA
This is a messenger RNA of Oncorhynchus gorbuscha (pink salmon), 2777 nucleotides long. Its product is annotated as transmembrane protein 266-like. The record is from RefSeq and is a predicted model, not a curated record. Lineage: Eukaryota; Metazoa; Chordata; Actinopteri; Salmoniformes; Salmonidae. The transcript has 13 exons. Gene Ontology annotation, cellular component: plasma membrane. Gene Ontology annotation, molecular function: voltage-gated channel activity. The coding region runs from base 662 to 2371 and encodes 569 amino acids.